Molecule: messenger RNA, 5171 nt
Organism: Xylaria bambusicola
Lineage: Eukaryota; Fungi; Ascomycota; Sordariomycetes; Xylariales; Xylariaceae
Exons: 7
Coding region: 275-5083 (1602 amino acids)
Source: RefSeq, a predicted model, not a curated record
GAGCCGGUUCUAGCGAAGUGGGCGGAUCUAUUAAUACUUCGGCUCUCGGCCACGAGUUUUAUUUAUGAUAGGAAAGAAUGAGCAGCACAAUAAAACCCCAGGCCUCCUCUGUUAAUGGAAGAUUGUACGAGGUCAUGCCAUUGUUGAUGUUUCUUAUUAAUAACUAAUUACACGUCUCUCAUUUUCGAGUAACGUAGCGAAGUUUUUAUUGUAUUACACAAAAAAGGCAGAGCCUUUGAGGGUCCCCAGCUAGGUUAACGGUUAACUGGUCGCGAUGGCGCCCGCUACCCUCCAAUCUUCGACUACAGGAAUUAGCACCAGUUCCGAGUCAACCAAGAUAGACCUAGCCGACCAAAAAGAGAUUGAGGCUAUUUGGAAAGAAGUCCAUGCCAAGGUCAUUGAGCUUGCGGGCGGCGAUCCAAAGAAGGUGCAGCAGACAUUGACUAUUGACGAUGUCCUCAACUAUGUCGACCGCGUACAGAAAGCAGAUGAGAAGAAGUCAGAAAAGUAUGGCGAGUUUACAGAUGUCAUCGGGAAAACGCUUCAGUGCAUAGCGACAAUAGGAGGAAUUGUCACAGAUGGCGUGUCUAACGUGUUUGCCCCAGCUGGAAUGUGUUACAAUGCCUUGACAUUCGUUGUUCAGGCAUGGCAGGGCUAUGAAGGGACAUUCGCCAAUCUUGCCGAGCUAUUGGAGAAGUGCAUGGAAUUCUUCGAGAGACUGCAGUCUUAUCAAGGCCGGAUGGAUGGCAGACUGACUCGCUUGGCGUCCCAAAACUUGAAACUCUUCGUCGAGAUCUGUAGCCGCACGAUCAAGUUGCGCAAAAAGCACACGAGGUUCCUUAGGUUCACGCAACAGCUGUUCCUCAAUGAUGACGGUGUCCAGGACUUAUUAGGCAUGAUGGACAAGCUCAACUCUAAAGAGGCUAUGCUCGUUGGCGCUCAGACUUACAGACUCGUCAGUGACAGUGCCGGUGAUGUUAAAUUAAUUCUUGAAACGCAGAGAGAGCAGAAGCGCGAAGAUGAAGCUAAAAAAUGGCGUCGCUCUAUAGCCAAAGCGCUAGGGUUUCCUGGUUCGACUCUCGAUAGCGACGGGGAGCCUGUAUCCUCCUGGCAGAGGGCAUUUGACACUCGCCUAAACUCGCUGGUCGAGGGCACAGGUACAUGGUGGAAGGCAAGCGACACCUUCUCUCAUUGGGCUACGGCGAAGCACCCCGAAGAGUCAAUAUUUGUUCUUACUGGUACAGGGGGGACAGGGAAAACAUCGAUGAUGGCCAACACGAUCAAAUCGAUUAGGCGACUAGGCCCGGAAGCGCCAUCGUCCCGUGUUGUUGCAGCAUACUACUUUGCCGAUGGUGAUAAGCGAAAGCCAGACGACGAAGAUGAAAGUACAUAUCUUCAGAGGGUUUCAAGGACAUUACUUUGGCAGCUUGCUACAUCGUAUGAGGCUAUGACUAAAUCAGUGGCUUCGGCGGUAGAACGAGCACCUCACUUUGACGGAGCACUCGAUCUAUGGGAGCAGCUUUUCUUCACCAACAAAGAACUCCAGAACUCCAAUACGACAUUCUAUAUUUUCAUUGACACCCUCGACCCAGAACUUGUCCCUUUGCUCCAAAAGCAUAGCAAACUAGCUGACAAAUCGAAAGUUCGAGUUUUCUUAACGGGAAGGCCUGAGCUAGUUGAAGGCUACCUGAGCCCAGCCGAUAAUGUAACGUACGCGGAACUCCCAAUCACCAGAUACAAUGGGCCGGAUGUUAAGAAGUAUAUCAAUUCUCAAAUGGAUACCAUGCAAAUGUUGAGAGACGAUACUAGACCAGGUAUCUCCGAAUGGCGACAGGUUAUCUUAAACGAGCUCCAGGACAAGUGUGAGGGCGACUACUUCAACCUGAAUACAAGUCUCACUGCUCUCUCCAAGGUAGAUCUCACUGAAGAUAUCAGGGAAGUACUAAGAGAUGCCGGCAAACCUCGGAAGGACCAGAUAACAGCCGAACUUCGUCGCCUUAACAAUAAUCGUACUCUUAAGGAGAUUCGAGAGAUUAAUGAGAUCAUUCUUUGGAUCGAUAAGGGUCGCCGCUACUUCUCUAUCGAAAUGAUGGAUGCGAUUCUCUCUGUCAAGCACCGACGGCCUAUUGUAGAACCUCAAAGUGAUCAACAGUCACCAACUCUACGACGGCAGGUAUCUAACACACUGGUGAAGGCUAGUGAGGCCGAAGAGCCUGUAGCGUUAACCGCACUCUCUUUGCUUCCACUAGCGCAUAAACUCAGAGAGAAAUACCCGAUCUUCUGCGUCACAGAUUCCGGUGCAGUUGACUGGCGAAAUCCGGAGAUAAGGAACCAGAUACCCACUCUAGAAGUUCAAGAAGAUGGGACACCCAACGGGAACGGUAAACUAUCAUCGCGGCUACAAGUCAUCCAAGAGUCAGAAGUCAAUAUUGUCCGACAUUUCCUAACUACCGUUUGUCCCGAAGAGCUCUUCAAGCGCUUCGCAUUUGAGGAGUUUUUUCAAGAAAAGAUGGGUGCUAGGCUCAAGGAAUUUAUACAUGUUGAUCCCGACAACGCCGAUGCCAGGAUUGUCCUUACAUGUCUGACUAUACUGACCGAUGAAGAGCUAAGGAAACAAGAAGCCCUACGUCAGUACGCUAUGUACUGGCUCUUGGAGCACUUGCAGGCUGUCGACUUGGCCGUGGCCGACCGAAAGCUCAAGGCAUUAGUGGGACCUCUGCUUGUCCGCCUUUUUACGAGCGACUGUGGUAUCGACUCAUUAUUUUGGUGUUUUGAUGCUAAUGUAAGCAUGAAGACCUGGGAGCAAGGUGAAGCCGAAUACAUACGUGAGGCUCGGAUAGAGUGGGUGUACUCAACUGCUGGCGUUCACGAAGUUGAGCGUUGGCUGAGUGACUCGUCGGUCACGAAAUAUAUCACGGACGAGGCAGAUCUAAAGUUUGUGGCCGAUAUCAAAUCAUCGCCAGCUCGUCUACACGAGGUAAUCCUAAUAAGCGCGGCAAGGCGUAUGGCAACACACCUUUUUAUCAAGGUGGAGUUCCUUAAGCGCCAUUUUCUGGCUGCAACAUGUUUUAUCCGAGGAUAUCUAUCUAGACUGGAGGGAAAUACGAUGCCCGAUGACCCUAAUGUCUAUCGAGAUGAUAAAUGGGAGGGAUAUGAAGACUGGGAGGGCACUAAAUUCUCAUCACGGGAGCUCGAGAGGAUCGAGACAUGGGCGCGCAAGGAGUUAUUAGCCGAUAAGUUCACGCUAGCUCAGGAGUCAUUGUGGGAGAUCCAUGGCGCUCUUCAGGCGUUCCAGUUAUGCGAUAAUGAAGAGGAAAAGGGCGAGAUCUCACAACGACGAGCCAAGAAAGCUCUCGAACUGAACCCUCAAAACUGGCAUGCAUGCCAUUUCGUGUCUAGCCGACCGGGUACCAGUAAGGAGGACGGGGUCGAACUCCUCAAACGAGCCAAGAAAGCUGUUGAUGACAUUCGCGCCAAAGACAAAUCUUGGAUGAGCGAUUCUGCUAAUACAGCCCUCUUAGCUAGAAUUACCUUUGACCUAGGCAACAAACUCUGGGAGCUUGGCGACCAUGUUACUGCGGCCCAAACCCAUCGCGAAAGUCUGGAUUACGAAUAUGUUCACUUUAGCGCAUACUCGAAGGUCCUCAGCCGUUAUGAGGAAGCACAGGAAUGGGGCGAAUUCAUGGCCUUUAUCGAUACCUUGAACGAGAGAAGGGAUGUGUGGGAUGCCUACUUUGAUGAGCUUGUGAAUGAAUUUAUCAUCGGUCUUCUUGACGAGGACUCCGACAUGCUCUCAUUCGCAGCCGACACCACGGGACGAUGGGAUAUCAUUGAAAGAUUUUUCCUUAUUGCCAUUGAUAUUGGCAGUAAGCAGAAGGCUUACGACCUUUUGUUCUUGCUCCGAGAGGAAUUCGCGCGGACAUUGGAGCUUACAAGCGGUACUGUGGAUGAGAAGACGGUGAUUGACACCCGCGUGGCGGCAUUAGAGUCCCUUAAAGCUCACCCUAGCAACACACUACCGCAAGCGAGAAUAUAUGCAAUGACCGACUUGCUAGCUCAGAUCUAUCUCGGCAAGGCCUUCCAACCUAGCAUCUCCGACGAGAAAGUUGAGGCAUUAGGAGCAUCUAUGGUAGCCUUAUUACCAGACGUUAGCGACGGGAUGGACGCUUGGGGGAACAUUACGACAAUAUGUUGCAUUAUACGCUAUCAUUACAAGCGCGCGACGAUGUCAGGACCAGCAAAGCGUUGGGUUGAGAGAAUUGUCCGUGCAGGAUUAGAACUUCUCUCGGACUCAGACGAAGACAAUGAUACCUACGCAUUUUGGUUACUAGGUAGAUUAUUUGUCACGAUUGAGGACGACGAGAAUCACAAGAUUACGUGGAAUAUGCGCAACGCAGAUCAAGCUAAAGAUCUAGGUAACUGGGAUGAAUGGGUCUCAACCCCCAUUGCUUCGCCGAAGUCGGCUCCGAUACAAUCGAUGGCCAGCAUGCUACAUGAGAAAACCUCGCAGAUGGAAUCUAACAGGUCUAUUUCUAUGAAAGACCGGGAAGGGCCUGCUUCCGCAAAGACCAAUGGUAGAGAGAACGGGCAACCCGAAAACGGCGACGCUGGAAAAGACGAGGGGAAGCCAGUGAGGACAGGUACAUCCUCCUCGGCGCCUGAUCCCACACACGAAGCUGAGGAAUUCCGGCCCGGGAGAAAGCCUACAAGAAUUACAACCGAUAUCAUAGAAGCUGCGCCAGAAGAUGCGCCACCCAAACCGACAUGGUUUGUCGCUUGCGACGGAUGCGAUGAGCAAUGGACUGUAAUGGAUCAGCCACUACUAAACUGCGCUGAUUGUGUAGGGAAUGUCCAGCUUGACUACAAAUGCCAUGCCCUGCUUAUGAAAGAUGAACUCAAAAUUCCAGGGUUCAAAUGCAGGAAAGAACACAAAUUCCUAGAGAUUCCGAGCUGGGAUGAGGCACGUUUCAAAGACUUGCCAAAGAAUCAUCUGCCCUUAUCCCCAAGUCUUAAUCACCAGAGGAGAUGGAUACCACUGGACGAAUGGAAGGCAAACUUGAGGAAACAAUAUCUAAUGGACUGAAUAUUGUAGCAAUUUGGCGAAGAAUUGAUGCAAUUUAGUUUGGACCUACAUGAGGCUGACGAAGCAAAUACUAGUACCCUUUUACCUA